GACGACAGGCAGCCCGCAGGCGAAAUCCCCAGCGGGCGGCAGCAGCCAAGGAGGGGGCGGGGGGUCGAUGCUGCCCCCCGAGGCUCGCACGCCCACUGCCCCCAACAAGGCCCUGCACAAUGUCAAAGGAGGCGGGGGGGACCAUCCAUCGGUAAGCCAGGAUAUGGCAUUUCUUCAGAAUCGCUCAAUAUCCCUGGUGGAUAUGUACAUUGACAAUUCCGAACCUACAGAAGAUGUGGGACAAAUUCAUUUUUCAUUGGAAUACGACUUCCAGAACACAACAUUAAUACUCAGAAUCAUACAGGGUAAGGACCUGCCGGCCAAAGACCUGUCCGGCACCUCCGAUCCGUAUGUGCGAGUCACCCUGUUACCAGACAAGAAACACCGAUUAGAGACGAAGAUCAAGCGGCGCACGCUAAACCCGCGCUGGAACGAGACCUUCUACUUCGAGGGCUUCCCCAUACAGAAGCUGCAAUCGAGAGUGCUGCAUCUGCACGUCUUCGACUACGAUAGGUUCUCGCGAGACGAUUCCAUCGGGGAGAUCUUCUUGCCCCUCUGUCAGGUGGACCUGAGCGAGAAGCCGUCGUUCUGGAAGGCCCUAAAGCCGCCGGCCAAAGACAAGUGCGGCGAAUUGCUGACCUCUUUGUGCUACCAUCCGAGCAACAGCAUCCUCACGCUGACGCUGCUCAAGGCGCGCAAUCUCAAAGCCAAAGACAUCAACGGCAAAUCGGAUCCGUACGUGAAGGUGUGGCUGCAGUUCGGCGACAAGCGCAUCGAGAAGCGCAAAACGGCGAUAUUCAAAUGCACCCUGAACCCUGUUUUCAACGACACGUUCUCCUUCACCGUUCCCUGGGAGAAGAUAAGGGAGUGCUCCCUCGACGUCAUGGUGAUGGACUUCGACAACAUCGGGAGGAACGAGCUCAUCGGCAGGAUCCUGCUGGCUGGUAAAAACGGAUCAGGGGCCAGCGAAACCAAACACUGGCAAGAUAUGAUAACGAAACCCAGGCAGACCAUAGUACAAUGGCACAGACUCAAACCCGAGUAA
Phaedon cochleariae (mustard beetle) is the source of this 1045-nucleotide messenger RNA. The record is from the annotation of a GenBank genome assembly. NCBI's taxonomy places the organism in Eukaryota, Metazoa, Arthropoda, Insecta, Coleoptera, Chrysomelidae.